CGUACUCGUCGCUGGCGGGGGGUGGAGGGGGAGCCCGUCGCCACUACGCGGACCUGCUGCCGGCCGAUUUCGGCGGCAUGCGGAGCCGCGCCACGCCCAGCCCGUCCGCGCUCAGUGCUGCCAGCGUGGGCAAUAUGGGAAACGUGGGCACGUUGGGUGUGGCCAGCGUGGGCGUGGGCUUGGGGAGCGGCGGCGGUGCGGCGGCGCGCAGGCGCAUGGAGCGGCUGACGCCACCACCUCGACUGUCCCGUGAGUGA
Parnassius apollo (apollo) is the source of this 257-nucleotide messenger RNA. The record is from the annotation of a GenBank genome assembly. Lineage: Eukaryota; Metazoa; Arthropoda; Insecta; Lepidoptera; Papilionidae.